CGAACGACAUUUCAGGCUCGGAAACCACCCUGAGAUACAGUACAAUACGUUCAGCAGAAACCAAAAGGCUUCCCGUGCUGCCAUCGGCUCCUACGAUUGUAACAUAUAACAGUCGGCAUUCCCAUUGACCGCCACUGUUAAGGAGAAACGGACCUGUUUCACACGCUCUGAUUUGCACACACAUUCGCGUACGCACGCAUAACGUCCCUACAUAUAUCAGAAAUGGCGCCGUUCAUAAUACAUCCACGGGCACCCAUCGGAGAUGAUUUUGCUAGCCGGUUAGAACCAUCGCCUGAACAGAAACGCACCAUCAUCUUCAUCGCCGUCUAUGCGGCCGUCAUCACAGUGUUAUGGAACGUGCCCGUUCUUAAACAGAUUCUAUGGCCGUUCAAGAUCGUAACAGUGGCCCUCCACGAAUUCAGCCACGCCCUCGCCGCCCUCCUCACCGGUGGCCACAUCGUCUCCAUCACCCUCGACCCCGACGAAGGCGGUCUCACCCGUUACCGCGGCGGUUCCCCCUACAUCGCCCUCCCAGCCGGCUACAUCGGCUCAGCAUUCUGGGGCGCCCUGAUGAUUUUCGCCGGGUUUGAUGUCUUGGCGUCUAAGAUCGUGUCGGUGAUGCUGGCCGUCGCGAUGCUGGCGACGCUGUGGUGGGCGCGGAAUUGGCUCGCGAGGGGUGUGACGGUGUUGUUUAUUGGGCUGGUCGCGUUGUUGUGGUGGUUAGAUUCGGGAUAUUAUCUGAGAUAUUUUGUGCUUUUUGUCGGCGUAAUGUCCUGCCUCUACUCCCUCUGGGACAUCAUUGAAGACCUCGUCACGCGCAAAGUCAACCAAUCCGACGCAUCGCAAUUCGCCGAGCUGUGUUGCGGCGGACACUGCCUGCCCGCGCAGGCGUGGGGUGCCGUGUGGUUUGUGAUUUCUCUUGCGUUCCUUGUGGGGGCCGUUAUUGCGGCGCUGUUGGUGUUUAAGGAGGAGAAUACGGGCGUUUAAGGUGGACUCGGAGAGCCCACGAUUUUUUGCACACAACAAUCAUCCCACGGCGUAAUGUGUACAUAUGUAUAUAGAUAGAGGGGACUAACAUUGCCCUCGAAAGACUUGCAAUUGAUGGAAAACACUGCAUCACAUCUCUGGCUUACGUUGUUCCGUUAACUCAAGAAUAUAAUCUCGUCACUUAAGUUGAAGAGACACGUGACCGGCAACAGUGCACGUGACCCAAAAGUGAUUUCUCUUCGAGGACCGACUUUCCCAAGGUCAAAAACCUCGAC
Fimicolochytrium jonesii is the source of this 1262-nucleotide messenger RNA. Its product is annotated as peptidase M50B-like-domain-containing protein. Bases 223 to 987 code for a protein of 254 amino acids. The transcript is spliced from 4 exons. The record is from RefSeq and is a predicted model, not a curated record. NCBI's taxonomy places the organism in Eukaryota, Fungi, Chytridiomycota, Chytridiomycetes, Spizellomycetales, Powellomycetaceae.